AUGGGUGAAACACAACAUAAGACGAUUGCUCUGCCAAGGUCCGGUGUCAAGUUAUUCUACCGUGAGCAGACCGCAGCCAUCGAUGCACCAGUGAUUCUUUUACUUCACGGCUUUCCAUCCUCCUCCCACCAAUACCGCAACCUGAUUCCACUCCUAGCAGUGAGAUACAGAGUCAUUGCGCCGGAUCUUCCCGGAUUCGGUUUCACGGAAAUUCCAUCAACCUUCAAAGUGGACUUUGCAAGCCUAGCAACCACCAUUGGAGAAUUUAUUGAUCAACUGUCCAUCUCCCACUUCGCUAUGUACAUCUUCGACUACGGCGCCCCUACUGGGCUACGACUCGCUCUUGAAAGACCAGAAGCAAUCACAGCAAUCAUCACGCAAAAUGGAAACGCGUAUACGGAGGGAUUUGGUGACGUCUGGGGUCCUAUCCAGGACCUCUGGGCCAACCAAAACGCCAAAGAAAAUCGCGAGAAAGUUGCUGAAGCGUUACUGACUCUGUAUGCUACCAAGUUUCAAUAUGAGGAUGGCACGCCUGAUAUCAGUCGCAUUGCACCGGAGUCGUACUUUCUUGAUCAAUCCUUAAUGGAACGUCCUGGGAAUAAGGAGAUUCAGUUGGACUUGUUUUACGAUUAUCGCAAUAACAUUCUCCUCUAUCAGGACUUUCAGAGAUACUUUCGAGACUCGCAGGUUCCGCUUCUUGCGGUUUGGGGUAAGAAUGACAAAUUCUUUAUUCCUUCUGGUGCUGAGGCUUUUAAGAGGGAUUUGCCUAAUGCGGAAAUUCAACUCAUCGAUGCUGGUCAUUUCGCUGUGGAGAGUGAUACGGAUUAUAUUGCAAGAGAGAUUUUGCGGUUCUUUAGCAAAAAUGGCAUUUGA
This is a messenger RNA of Penicillium malachiteum, 873 nucleotides long. Its product is annotated as alpha/beta fold hydrolase. The transcript has a single exon. The record is from RefSeq and is a predicted model, not a curated record. The coding region runs from base 1 to 873 and encodes 290 amino acids. NCBI's taxonomy places the organism in Eukaryota, Fungi, Ascomycota, Eurotiomycetes, Eurotiales, Aspergillaceae. Gene Ontology annotation, molecular function: epoxide hydrolase activity.